CAAACUUGGAAUGGACAUGAGGUCAUGUGGGAUCAAAACAAUCGAUAACGUCACUGUCCAUAUUCUGCAUCCUCAACAACCAAACUUGGAAUGGACAUGAAGAAUCAAGUCACUCCAGACGAAAGCAUUGGCGGUCGGCAAGUUGAGGAAUUCUUCCCUCCUAGUCGAGGAUUAGAUCGUCCUCCUACGCUUGGCAAUGAAGUUUCCUUGGAAGAACAUAAUGAAACACAAAACUGCCAGAGGUAUCCGGCCCAAUAUGCUCCAACCAGUAUGGCUCGACAUUCUCGGGUCGGUCCAAGAUUUCUCCUAGGUCCAUGGACAAACCAGAAUCAGCAGUUUAAGAGAUAUUCAGAACAGACCUAUGUUCCAACACAACCUUCUCCGACUCCAAGAGUAUCAGUUCGUCUUCGUCCUUCCACUCCUGAAUUUACAGUAAAAUAUCCACAACCUGGACUCAGGAUUCAGAAUCAACAACCUCCGUCGUACGAGGAAUCAAUCAGGCACUAUUUUCCUCGGAGGCAAAGGAAUCCGUCGGCACGCUGCACUGUCCUCUACCAACCUCCAAGUCAUCAGAAGGAAAGUUAUGAUGGGUCUGUUAUAUUUACAGACGAGUCUGUAUUUAAUAGUCCACCAAUAGAUUGGACAAUACCAGCAAUAAUUUCCCUAGUUUUCUGUCCAUGCAUUGGAUUGUUAGCUGUAUCAGCAAGUAAAGAAGCUAGAAAGGCUGUUGAAGAGAGGGAUUUCGAUAUUGCUCACCAAAAAGCCAGAAGUGCCAGAAAUCUAGUGUGUAUUGCUCUGAUGGUAGGACUGUUGAGCUGGGGAUAUUUGAUAUGCUAUGCUUAUUUCUGGAAAUACACUUACAAGGAUUAAAAUAAUACCAAA
Molecule: messenger RNA, 882 nt
Organism: Mytilus trossulus (common blue mussel)
Lineage: Eukaryota; Metazoa; Mollusca; Bivalvia; Mytilida; Mytilidae
Exons: 4
Coding region: 91-870 (259 amino acids)
Cellular component (GO): membrane
Source: RefSeq, a predicted model, not a curated record